This is a messenger RNA of Acanthoscelides obtectus, 445 nucleotides long. The record is from the annotation of a GenBank genome assembly. Lineage: Eukaryota; Metazoa; Arthropoda; Insecta; Coleoptera; Chrysomelidae.
AGCGAGGUGUGCAAGUAUAUAGUUCGGUACGCAGAAUAGUACCUCGACAUCAGCGACAUCAGCAUUUGACAUUGGAAGAUUUCAGAAAACAAUAAUCAGUUCAUCUGACUAUAAAAGAAAUACAUAGUUCAAUAGAUUGAAUUGAUUUCUUGACGGUGGAAGAUCUAGCAGGGGAUGGAAGCAACCGAGUUAUUUAUGAAAAUAUGUGGAGAUGAAUACUAAAAUUAUUACUCAUGGUGAACCAGGGAAAUUACUAGGCGACACAAGAAGAAAUUGUCCAUAUCAGGUUCCCAAAUUGUUCAGUGACAUGGAAGAUGCUGACUACUAUAUACAGGCAGCCAAACGACUACAGAAGAAAAACAACGGAUACAAAUUAAAAAUUAUAGUUAUUCCGUGGUAUUCAUGUGUUAUGUUUGUUAUUUCAAAUAAACAUGAUAAUAGGUAA